Molecule: messenger RNA, 1183 nt
Organism: Chrysochloris asiatica (Cape golden mole)
Lineage: Eukaryota; Metazoa; Chordata; Mammalia; Afrosoricida; Chrysochloridae
Gene: TAGLN
Product: transgelin
Exons: 5
Coding region: 116-721 (201 amino acids)
Molecular function (GO): protein binding
Source: RefSeq, a predicted model, not a curated record
AGGCACCAGCCCUUUAAACCCCUCACCCAGCCAGCGCCCUGUCCUGUCAGUCCAAGCCCCAGAUACUGCAAGCUCACUCCUUCCUGAUAGCCUGAGGAAACCGUCUCUCCUCAGCAUGGCCAACAAAGGUCCUUCCUAUGGCAUGAGCCGAGAAGUGCAGUCCAAAAUUGAGAAGAAGUACGAUGAGGACCUGGAAGAGCGGCUGGUGGAGUGGAUUGUGAUGCAGUGUGGUCCUGAUGUGGGCCGUCCAGACCGUGGGCGCCUGGGCUUCCAGGUCUGGCUGAAGAAUGGUGUGAUUCUGAGCAAGCUGGUGAACAGCCUCUAUCCUGAUGGUUCCAAGCCGGUGAAGGUGCCUGAGAACCCCCCCUCCAUGGUCUUCAAGCAGAUGGAGCAGGUGGCUCAGUUCCUGAAGGCUGCCGAGGACUAUGGGGUCACCAAGACUGACAUGUUCCAGACUGUUGACCUCUUUGAAGGCAAAGACAUGGCAGCAGUACAGAGGACCCUCAUGGCUUUGGGCAGCUUGGCAGUGACUAAGAAUGAUGGGCACUACCGUGGAGAUCCCAACUGGUUUAUGAAGAAGGCCCAGGAGCACAAGCGGGAAUUCACAGAGAGCCAGCUGCAGGAGGGCAAGCAUGUCAUCGGCCUACAGAUGGGCAGCAACAGGGGGGCCUCCCAGGCCGGCAUGACAGGCUACGGCCGACCUCGGCAGAUCAUCAGCUAGAGGGUGAAGGGCCAGCCCUGAGCCCUGCCCUUCCCCAGCUCAUUGGCUGCAGCCCUGCCGCCUAGCCCGCCUCCCCCACACCUGUGUAGUUCCUGUAGCCUUGGCCAAGCUUUGAGGCUCUGUCACUCAGCAAAGGUGACUGCACAUGGGCAGCUGUCCCCCACCCCUCAGUCCAACUCCUUACCCCGUCGCACCACUGCGCUGGCCAGCCCCUCUCCCAGCCUCUGCCCUCUUCAUCUCUGCCCACCCCAGGCUAAGCCAGGGGGACAAGGGCUUGGGGUAGCCCAGGUGUGGGCCAAGUCCACUGUCCUCCUUGGCAGCAAAUAUCCAUUGAAAGAGACCCAGCCCAACUUCCCCACUUCUUCCCACCUAUAUUUUUUUGCUGGAAUAUUUUUUGGGGGAUGAAAUUCAAAACGGGGGAAAAAAAAAUACAUCAAUCUUUUCUCAGGCCUGGCUGGCAGA